This is a messenger RNA of Dentiscutata heterogama, 546 nucleotides long. Lineage: Eukaryota; Fungi; Glomeromycota; Glomeromycetes; Diversisporales; Gigasporaceae. The record is from the annotation of a GenBank genome assembly.
AUGUCUUCUCAGGAACAUAACAAUAUAGACACAGAAUAUUGGGUGUUUGGUUAUGGAUCUUUAAUUUGGAAACCACCACCAGUAUACGAGAAAAGAAUUCCAGGUUUUAUUAAGGGACAUGUACGGAGGUUUUGGCAACAUAGCACCGACCAUCGUGGAACAGAAAAAAACCCUGGUCGUGUCGUCACAUUGAUCCCGUUCGAGGAAUGGAAAUUAAUGGAGGAUUAUCACGAUAACAAAGAUGGUGUCACAUGGGGCGUCGCCUACAAGAUCAAUGAGGACGACGUUGAAGCCAUCAAGGCUUACCUGGAUUAUCGUGAAAAGUGCGGAUAUACGAUACAUUAUGCAGAUGUGUAUCAAUUAGGGCAUGACGAACCUAUAGUCAAAAAUGCUGUUGUAUAUAUUGCAACCACCAAGAACGAGUCAUAUGUUGGAUCUGCUUCUUUAGAUGCUAUAGCUCGACAAAUAUUUCUGUCUGUUGCCUCUGCUCUCAGAGAACUGGCACCAGAUGCACAUGACAGUCACCUAUUCGAUCUUGAAGAUAAA